Camelus dromedarius (Arabian camel) is the source of this 6308-nucleotide messenger RNA. It is a transcript of the gene GJC1, whose product is annotated as gap junction protein gamma 1. NCBI's taxonomy places the organism in Eukaryota, Metazoa, Chordata, Mammalia, Artiodactyla, Camelidae. Gene Ontology annotation, molecular function: gap junction channel activity. Gene Ontology annotation, biological process: cell-cell signaling. The transcript is spliced from 3 exons. The record is from RefSeq and is a predicted model, not a curated record. Bases 557 to 1747 code for a protein of 396 amino acids. Gene Ontology annotation, cellular component: connexin complex.
AAUUGGGGAUGUGUACAAAAUUACUAAGUAUUAUAAUAAAUCAUUGUAAACAACUUAAAUUUCUAACCAUUGAAGUUUUGUUAAAUUCUGAUCCAGUAGGCCUGGGUGGGAGUUGGUUAAGUAGGACCUAGGAAUUGGCAUUUUCAGCAUGCACUCUGGAUAAUUCUGAUGAAGGUGGUCUGUGGACCACAUUUGAGGAGCGUUUACUCAUCAUUACUUACGUGCUUUAAUUUCAGGUUCCAUGGUGUGCUAAGGCCCUCUGCAAACUGGUCUUUGACUUCCCUGUUCAGCCUUCUCUACAACUACUUCCCAAACAUCCUCCAUCAUGUUCCAGUCUAAGAGCCUUCUUGUGCAACUUUUCACUUACACCAUUUUCUCCACCUGCCUUGCCUCUACUUCCCACCCCAGCUCUGCCUGGUGAAACCAUACCCAUUCUUCAGAGACCCACUUGUCUUCUGCAAGGGAAUCUGGAAAAGUUGUAAGCAAAACAUCAUUUCUCUAAGAAAGUUUUGGAUAACAGAAAUUCUGGAUAACAGGGCAAACCAAUUUAGUCACCAUGAGUUGGAGCUUCCUCACUCGCCUGCUAGAGGAGAUCCACAACCAUUCCACAUUUGUGGGGAAGAUCUGGCUCACUGUCUUGAUCGUCUUCCGGAUUGUUCUUACGGCGGUAGGAGGAGAGUCUAUCUACUACGACGAACAAAGCAAAUUUGUGUGCAACACAGAGCAGCCAGGCUGCGAGAACGUCUGCUAUGAUGCCUUUGCACCUCUCUCCCAUGUGCGCUUCUGGGUGUUCCAGAUCAUCCUGGUGGCAACCCCCUCAGUGAUGUACCUGGGCUAUGCCAUUCAUAAGAUUGCCAAAAUGGAGCAUGGUGAAGCAGACAAGAAGGCAGCUCGGAGCAAACCCUAUGCAAUGCGUUGGAAACAGCACCGGGCUUUGGAAGAAACAGAAGAGGACCAUGAAGAGGAUCCCAUGAUGUAUCCAGAAAUGGAAUUAGAAAGUGAAAAAGAAAAUAAAGAGCAGAACCAAUCUAAACCUAAGCAUGAUGGCCGACGGCGGAUUCGGGAGGACGGGCUCAUGAAAAUCUAUGUGCUGCAGUUGCUGGCGAGGACCGUGUUUGAGGUGGGUUUUCUGAUAGGGCAGUAUUUUCUGUAUGGCUUCCAAGUCCAUCCAUUUUAUGUGUGCAGCAGACUUCCUUGCCCUCAUAAGAUAGACUGCUUUAUUUCUAGACCCACUGAAAAGACCAUCUUUCUUCUGAUAAUGUAUGGUGUUACAGGCCUUUGUCUAUUGCUUAACAUUUGGGAGAUGCUUCAUUUAGGAUUUGGGACAAUUCGAGACUCACUAAACAAUAAAAGGAGGGAUCUGGAAGAUCCGGGUGCUUAUAAUUAUCCUUUCACUUGGAAUACACCAUCUGCUCCCCCUGGCUAUAACGUUGCCAUCAAACCAGAUCAAAUCCAGUACACUGAACUGUCCAAUGCUAAGAUCGCCUACAAGCAAAACAAGGCCAACAUCGCCCAAGAACAACAAUAUGGCAGCCACGAGGAGAACCUCCCAGCUGACCUGGAGACUCUGCAGAGGGAGAUCAGAAUGGCUCAGGAACGCCUGGAUCUGGCGAUCCAGGCCUACAAUCACCAAAACAACCCCCAUGGUCCCCGGGAAAAAAAAGCCAAAGUGGGGUCCAAAGCUGGGUCCAACAAAAGCAGUGCUAGUAGCAAAUCAGGGGAUGGGAAGACCUCCGUCUGGAUUUAAUCUUGGCUGGGCUUAAAACUUGCGCUUUUCAUAGUUUAUGGUAAGCAACGGCUCUCUGAAUAAUGACUUCCAUUGAGUAAACAUUUGGCUCUGGUUAUCUUCAGGGAUGCUGUUGGCUCAUGAUCCAAGCUCAGGGGACUCUGAAGGUGGGGCUGGGACAAGGGGGAGAGAAGGGGAAACACAGUGUUCCUAGACACAUGUUCCAGCAAUAAUACAGUUGCAGAACUUUACAUUUGUGUCUUCCAGAUCUGGAAAAGAACAGAUAUAUUUAAAUCAUUCUUGUUGAACAGUUUUUUGUAUGUACAGUAUUAUGGUACAUUUUUUUUAGAAUGAAUACUUUUUUUGUAUUUGUACAUUGGACAACGUAGUUAUACUUUUAUAUUAAAGGGAAAAAAAUCCUUAUGGUAAUGCUUAUUAGGCUAGUGUUAUUACUUUGUUCAGCAAAUUCUACCCUGGGUUUAAAGUUUUGAUAGAUGCUACACACCUGAUAAAAGUGCCUCUUGUGUUACAGGGAAGCUUUCAGAUAAUGUAAGGAGCUGGAGAAGGAAUCAGUUUUGUCUUGGAAAGGAAUUCCACAGUAGAAGGAAGUUGAGUUCUCUCUUUGACUUGAGAAAUCGUUGAAUCUCAUUCAUGUGCCCAGAAUUGUAUUUAGUCUUUGGAAACCUAUUUGUAUUUUCAAAGGAGAUAAAUGACUCACUGCAGGAUUCCUUUAUAUAUCAAGCCUUGCCAGUAUAUGCAUUGAUGGUGUGUUUAUAAUGUCAGUUGUUACAAAAGGCUGAUGCACACAGGUGUCCCCAUCCAGUAGCAGUGUGGAGACCCUGGCUAGAACUGUUACUAAGAUUCCUAUAUCACAAAGCAAAGCCACACCUGGAAAAUAAGUCCUGAUAAAAUGUUCAGUUGUGAACCCAUUUGAUUUGCCUUAAAUCUCUUGCCAAAACCCUGCCUCUUUCUGGCUUUUUAAGAAACCAGUGAUGGAUAUUUUCUUUAUAUGUUAAUAGUAGAAAUGCAGAAAUUCCUUCCAGGCAAAGAUUAAUCAGAGAUACUUAUAUUGCAUUUGGAAGAAGGCCUAAAUCCAAAUUCCCUAUUUUUUAUAAUUUAUGGUGGAACUUUUAUAAUUUACAUACUUCUGCUAAUGUAGGUUUCUGCCUGGAAGACCAGUCAGACCUGGGAUUCUAUCUAUAAAUAGACCUAUAGAGAAUUUCAGUAUUUAUUCCCCAUAGACGUAUCUGUCAGUGACAGGCAUGGGUGUUCAUGGAACACUCGUAAUUUUCAGUAGUAUUUUAUUUUCAACCUUAUUUUAUGUUGGAGAGUUUUGCUCCUUCCAUCAUAUUCAAAUCAUUUGUCUUAUAGAUUAUGAGCUUCUGAGUAAGAGCUUGGUAAAGAUUUAAAGGAAGGGGCGUUUGCUUCACCAGAGAGCAUUUCAUUUUGAGUAUCUCACACUUUUCUAACAGAAAGUUAUUAUUGCAAGCCACCUCCAACUUCGAAAUUCCAAGAGUAUUAUUUCUUUGUCUUAAUUUGUAAAUGUCAAUUCUUCAUUAUUUAGGAGGAUCCUAGAACUACAUCUUUUGUGCAGUUCUUUUUUUUCCUUUGUUCUCAAUUGCAUUUCUUCCCCUCUCCCUCAAAAAAAGAAAUUCAGUUGACAAUUUAAGCUUAUCUUCUGGCUAUGCAUUUACUGUAUUUUGCUUUUUUGAAUCUGUAAAUUUUAGCCUUAGAGAAGCUCCUUAGGAUCUCUAAACAUCUUAAGCAAAAGGUAAACUUGGGUGAGACUGUAGGGAAAUUUCAGAAAAUGAUAUAUACUUGUAUGUAUCCUGGCUAACUGAUAGAUAUGCAGUUUCUUUCAAGCCAAAUGUUUAAUAAGAAAAUUGAAAUAAUUAUUCUAAAACAGGCAAGAUUUUAUACUUAAGCCUAGCUAAGAUAAAGAACUACCAAUUACUUCUUGUGUCAGCAGAACUUCACGCAUAUUUCUUAAUUGAGGACAGAAAAGAAUACACGUUCAUGUCCAUCUAUUCAGAGCCUAAAGGAGACCAGAGUGGCUUUGCCAGGGGAAAGGUUGGGGGUUUGAGACUGAUGGAGAGGGAGGGAGUCAAGCAGAAAUACCAGGCAGAUCUCCGGCGCCAGAAGCAUCCACUUAGCUUCUACAAACAGUGCCCCUGAUGUUUCAUCUUGGCUUGUUCUGAUGAGAGUGUUAUCUUCUGUGUCUGGAUAAUUCUUUAGCUUCCUAAAGUACAUAGAAAGAUAUUCUAAGUCACUUUACAUGGGUUAAAAUCUAUUUUUACUCUCUCACUAAAGUUUUAAUUGUGACAUAGGUUUCCCAACUCUCGCUGUUUUCUUAAUACAUUUCUUUCAGCCUUUGAACAUAUGAGUUUGCCAAAGCCAUUCUCCCUAAUGACAUGUUAUGGACCUACAUUGAGAAAAUGGCCCUAUCAGUGUCUAGCUUAACCCAUCGAUUGAGUCUACACUGAAUCGAUAAAAAUAUUGUUUGAGUUACUGUUCUGGAACUUGUGGGUAUUUGUAUAGAACACCUGUCAGCAUGUCUUUUUCCUCUCAAAAUCAUAUUCCUUUGAAUUGCUGUGUAAGACAUGCUCUAUCAUGACAUUUGCUUCUCUAAAUAGAAGUUGCGUGCUUAGUCCUUCACAUACUCCAAUCAGGAUAUAAUCAACAACAUGUUUAUAUUCCUUAACAUACUACUAGAUUUAUUCAGAUGUGGUAUGUCCUUUGAUCAUCUUUGUUACAGUCUGUUAUUUAGAAGAGGUUUGUAAAACAGACAGGCUUUUUUUCUUAGUUCAAAUUUGAUGGAAAAAUUCUAUAGCAUUUUCUCCUAAAGAAAUUUUAAUGUUCAUUUUGUGGCUUCCUCUUUGCUUUAUGGCUUAGUUUUGUCUGUUUCUAUAUUUGUUCAUUUAAAACCACAAGUGUAUUAUUUCAUUAGAAGUCAGUUUCCUGGGGAUUUUCCUUGACUGAUGUCUAUAGAAUUACUUUUGAUAAAAAUGAACUUUGACAUCUGAAAUGGUUCUCUUAAGGUUAUGACUCCCACAUAUCUGUCUUUUAGAAGGAUACCUAUGUCUUUAAAGAGAAAAAAAGUCAUCAUUAACUGUCAUUUCUUCAUGGUAUGAAAUUAAGCAGUUCACUUUACUUUUCCAAGUUUCAGGAGCCAGUGGUCUUUCAGAAGUGUUAUGAAGUAGUUGGGGAAAGCCUCUGGUAAAAGGUAUUAAAAGACCAACUGUUGUUAUUGGUCAUUUUUCUUAGCUUGGAACUUCAAAAAAAAAAAAAAGUUGCAAGAACUAUGUGAUUAUAUAGUGAGAUGUCCUUCGGUGCACAGGAAUCAGUGAUUGUUUAAAACACUGAACUUAUUCUAAGCAGUUUAUACCAAGAAUGGACUUAAAUGUUAUUCCUAUUAGUCAUACCUAUGCUUUACCCAUUAAGCUUAUAAAUGUCCAUGCUUUAUGCUUUCUGUCUCAUUUAAGAGACAGUACACUUCUAAAAAUAACACCUAUAGUUUAUGAUCAGUUUUUGGCCAGCCAGUUUUUGGUAAAAGGCAAGUAUGUUAUACUUGAACCUACUUAAAGAAAUGCCUUUUUAUAAAGGAAAGGUCUUUCCCGACUGUGAAGAAAAGUACCUGAAGUCAGAGAUAACACAGUGCUGGUCAGUUUGAUUGGAAGGUUUCAGAUAUUAGAUUAAUUUUAUCUUUAUAAAAUCAUGUAAUUUUACACCUUACCACUUGAAAAUAAAGCCCCUGCACCUAUACAGGGCAGAGUUUGGAAUAAAAUUUCAACUCACCUAUAUAUCAUAAAUAUGUAAUAAUUCACAGUCACCAUUAAAUAUUAGAAUCAUUAGGUUGAAUUGCAUACUUGUCACUAAUUCUGGCCACCAGUAUCAUGGAGAGUUUAAAAGAUUUUAUUUGUUGUUGUCUCUAAAACAGUUGUGAUGUUUUGUUGCUUUUAAUAAUGAUGUUAAGUGAGUUUGGUUCAUGCACAUUCCACAUUAAUAAUCAUACUUUUUCAAAAAAAUAAUCAUUCUUUUUUGAGACACAAUCCAUGUGUUCCAAAAUACAGGAGUCCAAACAAAAGAAAGUCUUACUCCUGUGCAAAAUCUCUACAAAAAAUCAAAGAAGAGUUCUGCAUUUCAGGGUUGGCUUAUUGACCAGCAAAGAUAUUUGGCUCUAUGCUUCCAAGAUUGGAAAUGUUAUUCUUUAUUGUACUCACAAUUGUGUUUUCUUUAACAAAUCUUUUACAGAAGUCUCUACCUCAGGCACUCAGUGUUACAUAUGGUUAGCAUCUUGAUACUGAAAAACUUACUAGGACUUCCAACUUUUUAAGAUAUUUUAAAUGUAAAGUUCAACUGUUAACCAGCAAUUUAAUGUCAUGUGAUGUGCAGUUUGGAUAUUGUAUGAACAGCUAAGGAAUUACCCAUUCUAGUGCCAAAGAUCACUGGUUGCUAAUUUUGUUCUGUACAGUUGAUGUAAAACUUCAUGGUGGGGACAAACUCUGCUCAGGGCCUUGUCUCUAGGAAGAUUUUGUCAGUUCCAAAUGUUUGUGUCAGUUCUAAAUACAGUUUAGAAGAUUCA